AAUCAAUGUUGGUAGUCCGCAGUGCAUCAUGGGUAAUGGCGUUUGUGUGUAUGGCUGUGCAUAAUUUCGUCGAAUAAAUUGAAAUAAUGCCGCGAUUUAGCCGCAAUAAUUAGACACAAAUCGGGGGUUUUUCACGAUUAAAACGCCAAAACAUGGAUGAGGAGCUGGAUAACAUGUCCGGGAGCGACUUUGACGAUGACGAGGACCCCGACAAGAUCGAAGUGCCUGGCGGGGGCAAAGACCUGGCGGCGGCCGCCUCGAUCCAGGAGAACCGCGAGUCGAAGCUGAAGCUCGAAGACAUGUUGAAGAACGAGGCAAAGCCGCCCCCGAUGAGCAUGGGGGGCAACAGCAAAAUGGGGGCCAACAUGGCGAUGCCGCCGUACGAGAUGAUGCGCAAUCAGAUGGGUUCCCCCUACAAUGUGGGCAGUAUGGCCGCUAUGGCCAGUAUGCUCAGCUCACUGGGGGGCCCCAUGAACAUGGGCUCCAUGUUCCCGCCCUCUGGACCGCAGGGUGGUUUCAACGCCGCCCAAUUUCUCCAGCAGAGUAAGUCCAACUCGCUUAAACACCUGGAGAUGGCAGCACUUGGAAUGAACAGCCCCUACAUGCAGAACCCUUUUCUGCAGAAUUUGUCCGCUCUGUUGUAUUCCAAUCAAGCGGGGGCGCCGCCCUGGGGGGCACAGUUGAGCAAUAAAGCCGUCGCCUCGAUGUGGAACUCGGGGGCGAAGCCCAUGCACCACCAGGAGGAGGAAGAGGUUGACGAUGAGGAGCUGGGUGUCGCCGAGACCUACUCUGAUUACAUGCCGUCGAAGCUCAAGCUGGGCAAAAAGCACCCAGAUCCGGUGGUCGAAACGGCCUCCUUGUCUUCGGUGGCUCCGGCCGAUGUCUGGUAUAAACUCUCAAUUCCUGACGACACGAUUCGUUCAGGUGCCCUUUCCGCUCUUCAACUUGAAAGUAUCACUUACACAUCACAAGCUCACGAACACAUACUUCCCGACGGUUCACGGGCCGGUUUCCUGAUCGGAGACGGCGCUGGUGUCGGCAAAGGCCGGACAAUUGCCGGCGUUAUUUUCGAAAAUUAUUUAAAAGGCCGCAAACGCGCAAUUUGGGUCUCAGUCUCCAAUGAUCUCAAAUACGAUGCUGAACGUGAUUUGAGAGAUAUCGGAGCGGGACGUAUUGAAGUCCACCCUUUGAAUAAAUUCAAAUAUGCGAAAAUCUCAUCGGCCGUUAACGGAAACAUAAAAAAAGGCGUGAUUUUUAGUACUUAUUCGGCCCUGAUUGGUGAAAGUAAUUCAGCUGGGGGUAAAUACAAGUCACGGUUGAAGCAAUUGUUACAAUGGUGUGGCCAAGAUUUCGACGGUUUGAUUAUUUUCGAUGAGUGUCAUCGAGCGAAAAAUUUAUGCCCCGUGGGUUCGUCCAAACCGACAAAGACUGGACUUACUGUUCUAGAAUUGCAAAAUAAACUACCCAAAGCACGUGUUGUUUACGCCUCGGCUACGGGGGCUUCCGAGCCCCGCAACAUGGCGUACAUGGUGCGUUUGGGCAUGUGGGGCCCCGGGACCCCCUUUAAAGAGUUCGCCGAUUUUAUUUCCGCCGUUGAGAAGCGAGGGGUCGGUGCUAUGGAAAUCGUAGCCAUGGAUAUGAAACUAAGAGGCAUGUACAUUGCGCGCCAGUUGAGUUUCCACGGCGUCGCGUUCAAAAUCGAAGAAGUGCCAUUGUCGAAAGACUUCGAAAAAACGUACGACGCUAGCGUGAAACUAUGGGUGGAGGCGAUGCAAAAGUUUCACGAGGCCGCCGAAUUGGUCGAUGCCGAAAACCGAAUGCGGAAAACAAUGUGGGGGCAAUUCUGGUCGGCACAUCAGCGUUUUUUCAAAUACCUUUGUAUUGCGGCAAAGGUGCCACAUGCCGUUGCCGUUGCUCACGAGGCGAUAAAAUGUGGGAAAUGUGUCGUUAUUGGCUUACAAAGUACGGGCGAAGCCCGUACUUUGGAACAGUUGGAACGAGACGAUGGUGAAUUGACCGAUUUUGUCUCAACUGCGAAAGGCGUUUUCCAAACUUUGGUCGAGAAACACUUCCCGGCACCUGACCGGAACCGAAUCCAGCGCUUGUUGGGCCUGGAUCCGCCCAUUUCCGGGUCGAAAAAGGCAACGAAUGGGAAUGACGAAGGGAGCUCGUCCGGGAAACGUAAAAUGCGUCAAGCUGCCGUUAGGGCCGUUAAACGUAAUAAAUGGUCGACGUCGGAUAGCGAUAACGAUUCGACGAAAAGUUCCGACUCUGAGUAUCACAUGUCGAAUGUUGAGAGUGAGGUUUCAGAAGAACAUUCCGAUUCUAACGCCAGCAGUGAUUUUAACCCGUUUAAUUCCGACAGUGACUCUGAUAACGAUCCAUGGAGUCGCAACAAAAAGAAGGGAAAAAAACAAAAGAAAUCGCCGAAAAAAAGGCCCUCCACGCAGGACAAGUUGUCCAUGUUGCUGACGCAAAAGACGAAUAAAGCCAAAGUGAACGGCGGCAUGUCCAACGACACCAAACCGGCAGCGCCCCCUAUGGACGCCAUCGAGCGUGCGUGUCAAAUGAAAGAGGAAAUUCUGUACAAAAUCGAACGACUCGGCGAACGUUUGCCCCCCAACACCCUCGACCAACUAAUCGACGAACUGGGGGGCCCUGAAAACGUGGCCGAAAUGACCGGUCGUAAGGGCCGUGUCGUACAAACCGAAGACGGUGGCAUACAGUACGAAAGUCGCUCUGAAGUUGACGUCCCCCUUGAAACACUCAACCUGACUGAAAAACAGCGUUUCAUGGACGGCGAAAAAGACGUUGCUAUUAUAUCAGAGGCGGCGUCGAGUGGCAUUUCGCUACAGAGCGACCGGCGGGUGAAAAACCAACGACGGAGAGUGCAUAUCACGUUGGAGUUGCCAUGGUCAGCUGACAGGGCCAUCCAACAAUUCGGGCGAACGCAUCGUAGUAACCAAGUCAAUGCACCUGAGUAUAUUUUCCUGAUUUCUGACCUGGCCGGUGAACGGAGGUUUGCCAGUAUCGUGGCCAAGCGAUUGGAGAGUCUAGGGGCGCUAACACACGGCGACCGACGCGCGACGGAAACGCGCGAUUUGAGCCAAUUUAACAUUGAUAAUAAGUACGGACGGGCGGCUCUUGAAUCGACCAUGAAGGCAAUCAUGGGGUACGAGAACCCGAUCGUGCCGCCGCCACGUGACUACAAGGGCGAUUUCUUCAAGGACGUGGCGGCGGCGCUUGUGGGGGUGGGUCUGAUCGUAAACAGUGAGAAUAUGCCGGGGGUUUUAAGCCUCGACAAGGAUUACAAUAACAUGUCCAAGUUCCUCAAUCGAAUCCUCGGAAUGCCGGUCGAGUUGCAAAACCGACUGUUCCGCUACUUUACCGACACUCUGGAGGCGAUUAUCACGCAGGCGAAGCGUUCGGGUCGCUUCGACUUGGGGAUCCUUGACCUGGGGGCCGGGGGCGAGAUGGUGAAGCGUGUCCGUACUGUCACAUUCCUCCGGAAGCACGCCACCGGCACCGCCCCCACGGAGCUGCACACCGUGCACGUGGAGCGCGGCAUGUCCUGGCCGGAGGCUUUGGAGAAGCUCUCCGAACUGACCGGUGAAGACGAGGGUUUCUACUUGUCGCAUCAGAUACGUAACGGGAAACACACGGCUAUUUUGGCCGUGGCCGUGUCGAAGAAAUCGAAGAAUGAGUCGAAGAAAGAGCAGAUGUUUUCGGUUUAUCGGCCGAACACCGGGCUGCAGUUCCGGCAAGAGAGUUUGGCCGAGCUGGAGAAGAAGUACAAGAAGGUCGAGUCGGCCGAUGCCGAAGAGGCAUGGACGCAGCAAUACGACAGUUCGGUGAACACGUGCUCGCAUGCCUAUUGGAGAGGGAACUGCAGGAAUGUCAAUAUGGGGCAUGACUGCGAGGUCGGGCUGAGGAGGAGGACCUACAAUGUGGUCGCUGGGUCGGUGCUGUCCGUGUGGAGUCGCGUGGAAGGCGUGCUGGCGAGCAAGAAUGGGACGCAUAAUAAUAAGAUGCAAGUGAUUCGGUUGCGGACGAAGGAUGAUUUGAAGGUUGUUGGUACGUUAAUACCAAAGAAUUGCGUGGAUGCACUGAUCGAAGCGCUUUCGGCGGACGCGGAAAAGACCGAAGAAGUGACGUUCGAUUAGAUCAAGUCUGACGUGAAAAGUCGUGUAACGUAUACAGGGCCUCAAGUAUUCAAUGGCACGGACAGUGACAUUAAAAAUUUUCAAAGACAUUGUGACUACUAUAGGUUUAGCGAAAGAAGAGAGUUAAGUUCCCAAGUAUUUUCUAACAGUGUGUAAAACACGCUACAAACAUCGUUUAAUGAAACAAAUCUGUGAAAUAGUUUUAUUUAGGUAAAUGUGUAUUUAUAUGACUUGUAGGUUUUUAAUUGCGUUUCAGUUUUUGUUGUUUCCUUUUCUCUUUUUUGAUAUAUUUCUAAGUUUAGUGUGCGUGAUACAAAUACAUAAUGAGUAAGACUUGCCUUUUUUAAAUUCAUUUAUCAAUUGCAUUCAUUCGAUAUAUCGUGUAUAAUAUUCAGAUGUGUUCUGCAGCAUAAUAGAAAUCAUUAAACAGGUAGAA
This is a messenger RNA of Tribolium castaneum (red flour beetle), 4599 nucleotides long. RefSeq names its product strawberry notch (gene sno). The record is from RefSeq and is a predicted model, not a curated record. The transcript is spliced from 10 exons. Gene Ontology annotation, biological process: regulation of DNA-templated transcription. Lineage: Eukaryota; Metazoa; Arthropoda; Insecta; Coleoptera; Tenebrionidae. Gene Ontology annotation, cellular component: nucleus. Gene Ontology annotation, molecular function: histone binding; chromatin DNA binding. Bases 153 to 4163 code for a protein of 1336 amino acids.